CGAAACCAAACCCUCUUGGAGGAGCGAGGACAGGAAGCGGGGAGGAGAAGAGAGGAGAGGAGAGGAGAGGAGAGGAGAGGAGAGGAGAGGAGAGGAGAGGAGAGGAGACGACGGGACAGGAGAGGAGGUGAUAGGAGAGGACAGGAGACGAUAGAAGGUUCAAGGCUUGAGGUUGCUGCGCAGAAACAGAAAUCAGACUGCACUUUGCCACACGGUUCCUCUCGUUCUAGCAAUGCGGUUGGCAGCGACCUGUCGGAUGUUGCAGACAGCAGCGAAGGCUUGCUCUCGAGCAGGUCCUCUUCAGCGUUCUUCCGUACUGCUCCCUUCUCGGGUCCUCCAACACAACGCUUCCAGGGCGUUGUCUGGGGUGAACUGGGAUCGUUUGUCGGCACCGAAGAACAGCAAUGCCCCUCCUCUUCCCCACCAGACUCCUUCCCCCGAUGCAUACCAGCAGCAGCAGGCGUACAAUACUCCUCCUGCGACAGCUCCGGGGCAGAUCGUACCUCUCAACAACCUUCCGCCACCUCAGAUUCGAGCAUGCUUGGAGUCGCUGCUCAGUGAGCCCUACCUUGCCGUGCAGCGGAGGCUUGAGCUCGGGACGAUCCUUGUUGGCUUCGAACAGGCCAAUCAUUACACCCUCUACAACAGGCUGGGCCAAAUCGUCGGAUACAUGGCAGAGGAGUCAUCGCUGGGGAAGACAGUCGUGCGGCAGCUUGCUCGAACUCACCGUCCCUUCACCGCCACCAUCAUGGACCCGCACGGUAACAUCUUGAUCAGGAUCAACAGGCCCUUCUACUGGGUCUCCAGCUCCUUGCGAGUCCAGGAUGCGCAGUUCAACGAGAUCGGGGAGGUCCACAUGAACUGGCACCUGUGGCGACGCAAGUACAACCUUUACAGCAACCAGGCUCAGUUCGCCAUGAUCGACGCUCCCCUCCUCUCCUGGGAGUUCACCCUGGAGGACGAGGAGGGGAGGGCGCUCGCUGCCGUCGACAAGAACUUUGCAGGACUGAGCACGAUCGUUCAGACGCUCUUCACCGAUGCUCAUACGUACAUCGUUCAUCUAGACCCUGCUAGCCCGCUGUAUGACUUUGGGGCUCGCAUGACGUACCAGUCCACAGCAAAGAACCCGUCCACUACAUCAGAACGAGCGCAGCUUCCUCCAGGAUGGGAAGAGAAGCAAGACCCUCAGGGUCGCACGUACUACGUCGAUCACAACACGAGAACAACCCAGUGGAGUCCUCCUAUGGUAGCCCAGAGCCCAGGAGACCUGCUUGCCCGCCCGGUGAUAGGAAGGGCGCUCACGGUGGAGGAGAAGGCAACGGUCCUAGCAUGCGCCGUCUCCAUCGACUUCGACUACUUCAGCCGGCACAGCGGAGGAGGCGUCCCUUUCCCCUUCUUCAUCCCCAUCGGAGGAGGAGGAGGAGCAGACGGUGCAGAAGCGGCUGGAGGAGCGGCUGGUGGCGCAGCGGCAGGUGCAGCUGGGAGUGCAGCAGAAGCGAGUCAGGGCGGCGCGACAUCGGGAGGUGGUGAUGGGGCCGGCGGCUUCUUCGGCGGUGGUGUUGGUGAAGGAGGAGGCAACCAGGGAGUUCCAGAAGGAGAGGAGGUGUGGGGGGAGGACGCAGAGGUGUGGAAGGGGGAUCAAGGAGGAGAUUCCGGAGGAGGAGGGCUGUUCGAGACCGUCAAGGACAUCCUGGGCAAUCUGACGGGGCUGGGAGACUAA
Messenger RNA from Guillardia theta CCMP2712, 1720 nucleotides. RefSeq lists its product as hypothetical. The record is from RefSeq and is a predicted model, not a curated record. Bases 233 to 1720 code for a protein of 495 amino acids. Gene Ontology annotation, molecular function: protein binding; phospholipid scramblase activity. The transcript is spliced from 10 exons. Gene Ontology annotation, biological process: plasma membrane phospholipid scrambling. Lineage: Eukaryota; Cryptophyceae; Pyrenomonadales; Geminigeraceae. Gene Ontology annotation, cellular component: plasma membrane.